AUGACCACAACAAGAAGAUUCACAGCUGAUGACAUGCUCAAAUUCAACAAUGUCAACCUUGAUUACUACACUGAAACCUACAACAUUCCCUUCUACUUUGAAUAUUUGGCAACAUGGCCAGAAUACUUUUACACUGUUGAAACACCACACGACGGAACUGUAAUGGGAUAUGUUAUGGGAAAAGUGGAAGGUGAUAAACCAAGAAAGAAAUGGCACGGUCACGUAACAGCCUUAACUGUAGCACCAGAAUUUCGUCGUUUGGGAUUGGCAAGGAAAAUGAUGGAUUUAUUGGAGGAAAUUACAGAAAAGAUUCACAAAGCCUACUUUGUCGAUUUAUUUGUUCGUGUUUCCAAUAAGAUAGCUGUGGGAAUGUAUGAAAAACUUGGAUACACAACCUAUAGACGAGUGUUACAGUACUAUUCAGGAAAACAUGCAGAGGAUGGAUUUGAUAUGAGAAAGAGUACUGCACUAGAUCCAGAGAAGAAGGCCAUGAUUCCACUAGGAAGGGACAUUCAUCCUGAAGAGUUGGAUGCUACUCUAUAAAUAUAUUUGUUCUGAUAU
Messenger RNA from Naegleria gruberi, 561 nucleotides. RefSeq names its product N-acetyltransferase 5. NCBI's taxonomy places the organism in Eukaryota, Heterolobosea, Eutetramitea, Acrasida, Naegleriidae. The transcript has 2 exons. The record is from RefSeq and is a predicted model, not a curated record. Gene Ontology annotation, molecular function: protein-N-terminal amino-acid acetyltransferase activity. The coding region runs from base 1 to 543 and encodes 180 amino acids. Gene Ontology annotation, cellular component: NatB complex. Gene Ontology annotation, biological process: N-terminal peptidyl-methionine acetylation.